Molecule: messenger RNA, 860 nt
Organism: Macrobrachium nipponense
Lineage: Eukaryota; Metazoa; Arthropoda; Malacostraca; Decapoda; Palaemonidae
Product: acanthoscurrin-2-like
Exons: 2
Coding region: 76-540 (154 amino acids)
Source: RefSeq, a predicted model, not a curated record
UUUGCGUGCAGGAACAGCACAGUUUUCUCUUGCUAUCAUCUCGCUUCGGAUACAGCCAGCAAGCAGGAAGGAAGGAUGAAAGUCUUGGCCAUUGUAUUACUGGUAGCUUCGGCUUCAGCCGCCCCUCAAUUAGGACUUGGAGGCCUCGGAGGAGACCUUGGAGGAGGUGGUCUUGGUGGACUUGGAGGCCUUGGAAGUGGUCUCGGAGGAGGUGGACUUGGAGGCCUUGGAAGUGGUCUAGGAGGAGGUGGACUUGGAGGCCUUGGAAGUGGUCUUGGAGGAGGUGAUCUUGGUGGACUUGGGAGUGGUCUUGGAGGAGGUGGACUUGGCCAAGGACUAGGAGGUCUUGGAGGACUUGAAGGAGGUGGACUUGACCAAGGACUAGGAGGUCUUGGAGGACUUGGAGGAGGUGGACUUGGCCAAGGACUAGGAGGAGGUCUUGGAGGACUUGGAGGAGGUGGACUUGGCCAAGGACUAGGAGGAGGUCUUGGAGGACUUGGAGGAGGCCUUGACGGAGGUGGACUUGGCUUUGGUCGUUAAACGUGGCUCAGGUUUGGCAGCUGCUCAACUUUCAAAAUGUGAUAAAUACAAUAAUGGGUUUUAAAUUUGCCCAAAUACUACUGAGAUUCUGAAAGACAAAUUUUAUUAUAUUAAUUUUCAUAUAUUUUAGGCCAAAUACCAAGCAUAUUAUCGAAAUUUCACCUAGAUGUUUUAUUGAAAAUAGUAUUAAUAUUUGUUUAGACUUAAAGGAAACUGAUUAUUAGGUUUUCGAGUGUCAUAUAUUUGUAAUGAUGUCUUGCUCCUAACCUCCUGUGAACUUUAAAGAAUUAUUUUUUUAAAAUACAUCAGUAUUUAUUAUA